This is a messenger RNA of Nicotiana attenuata, 450 nucleotides long. RefSeq names its product putative receptor-like protein kinase At4g00960. Lineage: Eukaryota; Viridiplantae; Streptophyta; Magnoliopsida; Solanales; Solanaceae. Gene Ontology annotation, molecular function: ATP binding; protein serine/threonine kinase activity. The record is from RefSeq and is a predicted model, not a curated record. The transcript has 2 exons. Gene Ontology annotation, biological process: protein phosphorylation. The coding region runs from base 1 to 450 and encodes 149 amino acids.
AUGGCCCCUGAGUAUGUAAUGGAAGGACAUUUUUCUACCAAAUCAGAUGUUUUCAGCUUUGGAGUUCUGGUCCUUGAGAUAGUAAGUGGGAGGAAGAACAAUGGCUAUGUUUCGGAACAUGGUCAGAGCCUCCUUAAUUUUGCAUGGAAAUUUUGGUGUGAAGAGAAAGGAUUUGAGCUUAUGGACCCUCGCUUAUCGCAGUCCUGUGUGGCAGCUGAUAUAACAAAAUGCAUCCAUAUCGGGUUGCUAUGCGUUCAACAAGUUCCAGCAGAUAGACCUACCAUGUCCUCAGUAAUUUUUAUGCUGGAAAACGACCCUCAAACGCUUCCACAACCAUCACAGCCUGCAUUUUCCAUUGGGCGAAAUGUAUUGAGAUCAGCUGAGCCUAAAUCCAAUGAUCAACUGUGUUCGGUUAAUGAAGCCACUUUGUCAAUUCUAUCACCCCGAUGA